AUGGUCAGGAAGCCCAGCCUGGCCCAGGGCAGGCUCCUGGGGGGCAGUGCGAAUGGGGGGCCACCCGCCGUGGCCCUGAAGAAGAAGAUCACGCUGCUGCGGGGGGUGUCCAUCAUCAUCGGGACCAUCAUCGGCGCGGGCAUCUUCAUCUCCCCCCGGGGCGUGCUGCAGAACACGGGCAGCGUGGGCCUGUCCCUCACCGUGUGGGCGCUGUGUGGGCUGCUGUCCCUGUUUGGAGCCUUGUCUUAUGCUGAAUUGGGAACCAGUAUUAAAAAAUCUGGUGGUCAUUACACGUAUAUUCUGGAAGUCUUUGGCCCAUUACCAGCUUUUGUACGCGUCUGGGUGGAGCUCCUCAUAAUACGCCCUGCAGCCACUGCUGUGAUAUCCCUGGCUUUUGGGCACUACCUUCUGGAGCCGUUUUUUGUCCACUGUGAAAUUCCUGAACUUGCCAUCAAGCUUAUUACAGCUGUAGGCAUAACUGUAGUGAUGGUCCUAAAUAGCGUGAGUGUCAGCUGGAGUGCCCGGAUCCAGAUUUUUCUAACCUUUUGCAAGCUCACAGCAAUUCUGAUAAUUAUAGUCCCCGGAGUUAUGCAGCUAAUUAAAGGACACACACAGCACUUUAAAGACGCCUUUUCUGGAAAUGAUGCGAGUAUUGUACGUUUGCCCUUGGCAUUUUACUAUGGAAUGUAUGCUUACGCGGGCUGGUUCUAUCUCAACUUUGUUACUGAAGAAGUGGAUAAUCCUGAAAAGACCAUCCCCCUGGCCAUCUGUGUUUCCAUGGCCAUCGUCACCGUCGGCUACGUCCUGACCAACGUGGCGUACUUCACCACCAUCAGCGCCGAGGAGCUGCUGCUUUCAAAGGCUGUGGCCGUGACCUUUUCUGAGCGGCUCCUGGGGAAUUUCUCCCUCGCGGUUCCCGGGCUGGUAGCCCUCUCCUGCUUCGGCUCCAUGAACGGCGGGGUGUUUGCUGUCUCCAGGUUGUUCUAUGUGGCGUCCCGGGAGGGCCACUUGCCGGAAAUCCUCUCCAUGAUCCACGUCCGAAAGCACACCCCGCUGCCCGCCGUGAUCGUCCUGCACCCUCUGACGAUGGUGAUGCUCUUCUCCGGGGACCUCAACAGUCUUCUGAACUUCCUGAGUUUUGCCAGGUGGCUUUUUAUUGGGCUGGCUGUGGCGGGGCUGAUUUAUCUCCGAUACAAACGCCCGGAUAUGCACCGUCCUUUCAAGGUGCCGCUCUUCAUCCCGGCCUUGUUCUCCUUCACCUGCCUCUUCAUGGUCGCACUCUCGCUCUACUCCGACCCGUUCAGCACGGGCAUCGGCUUUGUCAUCACGCUGACCGGCGUCCCCGCCUACUAUCUCUUCAUUAUCUGGGACAAGAAACCCACGUGGUUCCGGACAGCAUCAGACAGAGUAACCAGAACAUUGCAGAUAAUACUGGAAGUUGUACCAGAAGAAGAUUGUCAUAAAUUAUGAAUUAUGUGAAAUCUUGGCAGUCUAUUUCCAGAUUCCAAUGGGCAAAAAUGCACUUUGGAGCUUCACUUCAUUUUCUGAAAAUUCAGGAUUGCAACUUUGGCGAUGGACAAAAGGAAUCAGUUUCUAUUUCUGUUCAAACUGGUUUCCCAGAGACUUAGUUGUGACUCCGUUAUCUGUCGCGUUCCUGUGCAAAUGAACCAUGAGUUCACAAGGUUCUGAAGUCCUUGUCACCUCCUGCCAAGGAGAGAAUGCACAAGUACUUGAGUGGUGGUUCUCUGCAUCACGUUUUCCCAUGACGAAAAGCCUUUAGAUUGAAGAUGAGGUCUUUUCUAUAUGUGAUAGUUUUUAUAAAAAUGAACAUUUGUAUAGCGUGGAUGACGCUACUGUGAAAAGUGUUUCCUACUUGUAUUGAAAAAAAAAAAACCAAGUUUAUCCUCAUGAUAACCCCAAGGUAGGGCAUUUAUUUAACAUUGACAUUGCUUUGCUUUGCUUUAGUAAUUUGGAGCACACCUACCUUUUAAUGGGUGAUGCCCAGAAUAUUUUUUGAACAAAAGACAGAGGAAACUAUGCCUGAUUUUCUUGAGAACAUGAAACAAGAGCUUGUAGGAGCUAUUCUUUAGGAGACAAAACUAGGAGAUAGUUGCAGAUACCUUGGAGAAUUAGUGAUGCUAGAAGUAUUUCCACUCAUUAUUACCAAGUCUAUGGUUUUAUGCCAUUUUGUUUUCAUUUUGGACCAUUUGAUCAGGAAAGUUAGUAACCAACCUUCUUGGAGUGAAGCAAUAGUCAGGUAGUUAAUCUCCUUAAACACCAUCAACUGUUUCACUACAUAAACCUGAAUCGUGCAAUUAAAAAUGGUCAGAGUACAACAAAAUAGAAGACAGAAAUCACCACGCUAGGAGCCUCACUAUUAUGUGGAUUUCUGUAAUCUAUCCAUAGGCUAUGUUGUAAUUCUGAACUUAAAAAAAAUGUAGCUAUUUUUACAUGCUGAUAAAUUUUGACAGUUUGUAUAUUUCCUUUAUACAUUUUAUAUUCUGUUAAAAUAUCUCUAUGGCUGAAACUGUCCAGAUCAAUUAGGAAAAGGAAUAUAUUUACAUAAAUAUUGAGGCAGAAAUGUCACUGCUAAGUAAGAUUUACUACUGAUAUUUCUAAAAGUUUUCCAUUUGUCUAGGCUUUGUCAGUAACUUCUUCACUUUAAUUAUCAUUCAACUUGCCAAAGAGAUAUCUAAUGCACACAUUCAUGCAUUUUCUCUCUUUUUUUAUUAUCAGACAGGUGGCAUUUUGCUAGGUUUAGAAAAUAGUGUGAACUUUUCAAAAGAGAGUAACAUAUAUCUAAGGUUAAAGGUUUGUUAUAGCCAGAGUUUAUGUCAUUCUUUAAUUUUUGCCCAUUUGAAAUAAUGUUUUAGAAGAAUUAUCCCGAAUAAAAUUAUUAAGAACAGAUGCUAGAGUUCAUAAACAAUU
Molecule: messenger RNA, 2928 nt
Organism: Sorex fumeus (smoky shrew)
Lineage: Eukaryota; Metazoa; Chordata; Mammalia; Eulipotyphla; Soricidae
Gene: SLC7A11
Product: solute carrier family 7 member 11
Exons: 12
Coding region: 1-1470 (489 amino acids)
Biological process (GO): amino acid transmembrane transport
Cellular component (GO): membrane
Molecular function (GO): L-amino acid transmembrane transporter activity
Source: RefSeq, a predicted model, not a curated record